Sorex fumeus (smoky shrew) is the source of this 3215-nucleotide messenger RNA. It is a transcript of the gene MYO1A, whose product is annotated as myosin IA. Lineage: Eukaryota; Metazoa; Chordata; Mammalia; Eulipotyphla; Soricidae. Gene Ontology annotation, cellular component: actin cytoskeleton; brush border; vesicle. Gene Ontology annotation, biological process: vesicle transport along actin filament; sensory perception of sound; actin filament organization. Gene Ontology annotation, molecular function: actin filament binding; ATP binding; microfilament motor activity. Bases 1 to 3132 code for a protein of 1043 amino acids. The transcript has 27 exons. The record is from RefSeq and is a predicted model, not a curated record.
AUGAGUCUCCUGGAACGUUCUGUGGGGGUGGAGGACCUUGUCCUUCUGGAACCCCUGGCGGAAGAGUCUCUGCUCAAGAACCUCAAGCUGCGCUAUGAGAGCAAGGAGAUUUACACUUACAUCGGGAAUGUGCUUAUCUCCGUGAAUCCCUACCAACAGCUGCCCAUCUAUGGCCCAGAGUUCAUUGUCAAGUACCGGGACUAUACCUUCUAUGAGCAAAAACCCCAUAUCUAUGCGUUGGCAAAUAUGGCCUAUCAGUCACUGAGGGAUCGGGACCGAGACCAAUGCAUCCUCAUCACAGGCGAGAGUGGAGCCGGGAAGACAGAGGCUAGUAAGCUGGUGAUGUCUUAUGUGGCGGCCGUCUGUGAGAAAGGGGAGCAGGUGAAUUCUGUGAAGGAGCAACUGCUGCAGUCAAACCCGGUGCUGGAGGCUUUUGGUAAUGCCAAGACCAUCCGCAACAACAAUUCCUCUCGAUUUGGAAAGUAUAUGGAUAUCGAAUUUGACUUCAAGGGAUCUCCCCUCGGUGGUGUCAUCACAAACUAUCUGCUUGAGAAAUCCCGAGUGGUGAAGCAGCUCAAAGGAGAAAGGAACUUCCACAUCUUCUAUCAGAUACUGGCUGGAGCUGACGCACAACUGCUAAAGGCCCUGAAGCUGGAGCAGGACAUACGUGGCUACACCUAUCUGAACCAGGAAGUGUCAACAGUGGCUGGCAUGGAUGAUGCCUCCAACUUUAAGGCUGUGAAGGAUGCGAUGGCCGUGAUUGGGUUCACAGAGGAGGAAAUCCGCUGGGUGCUGGAGGUGACAGCUGUGGUGUUGAAACUGGGGAAUGUGGAACUGGUGGGGGAGUUCCAAGCCAAUGGAAUCUCAGCAAGUGGCAUCUCUAAUGGCAAAGGUAUUCAGGAGAUUGGAGAACUAGUAGGUUUGAACUCAGAUGUGAUUGAGAAAGCUUUGUGCUCAAGGACCAUGAAAGCAGCUAAAGAACAGGUGGUCUCUACUCUGAAUGUCAUCCAGGCUCAGUAUGCUCGGGAUGCUCUGGCAAAGAACAUCUACAGUCGCCUUUUCAACUGGAUAGUGAAUCGAAUCAAUGAAAGCAUCAAGGUGAAGACUGAGGAAAAGAAGAAGGUAAUGGGGGUCCUGGAUAUCUACGGCUUUGAAAUCUUGGAGACUAAUAGCUUCGAGCAAUUUGUGAUCAACUAUUGCAACGAGAAACUCCAGCAGGUGUUCAUAGAGAUGACCCUGAAAGAGGAGCAGGAGGAGUAUAAGAGAGAGGGCAUACCAUGGACAAAGGUGGACUACUUUGAUAAUGGCAUUAUCUGUAAUCUCAUUGAGCAUCAUCAGCAAGGCAUCCUGGCCAUGCUGGAUGAGGAGUGCCUGCGGCCUGGAGUGGUCAGCGACUCCACCUUUCUGGCCAAGCUGAACCAUCUCUUCGCCAAGCAUAGUCACUAUGAGAGCAAAGUCACGCAGAAUGAGAAGCGCGUGUACGACCACUCCUUGGGCCUCAACUCUUUCCGCAUCAGCCACUACGCAGGCAAGGUGACAUACGACGUGAGCAGCUUCAUUGACAAAAAUAAUGACCUACUCUUCCGGGACCUGUCCCAGGCCAUGUGGAAGGCCCGACACCCCCUCCUUCGGUCCUUGUUCCCUGAGGGUGACCCCAAACAGGCAUCUCUCAAACGCCCUCUCACUGCGGGGACCCAGUUCAAGAAUUCUGUGGCCGUACUCAUGAAGAACCUGUAUUCCAAGAACCCCAACUACAUCAGAUGCCUCAAGCCCAAUGAGCAGCAGCAGCACCGCCUGUUCUCCUCAGAGCUGGUGGCCGUGCAGGCGCGCUACCUGGGGCUGCUGGAGAAUGUGCGGGUGCGGCGGGCCGGCUAUGCCUUCCGCCAGGCCUACGCGCCCUUCCUGGAAAGGUAUCGCCUGCUGGGCAGGAGCACAUGGCCUCACUGGAAUGGAGGAGACCGGGAGGGAGUUGAGAAGAUCCUGGAGGAGCUGAACAUAUCCUCAGAUGACAGGGCCUUUGGGAACACAAAGAUCUUCAUUAGAAGCCCCAAAACUCUUUUCUACCUGGAGGAGAAGAGGCGCCUCAGACUCCAGCAGCUGGCCACACUCAUCCAGAAGACCUACCGAGGCUGGCGCUGCCGCACCCACUACCAGCUUAUGCGCAAGAGUCAAAUCCUCAUUUCCUCCUGGUUUCGUGGCAACAUGCAAAAGAAACGCUACGGGAAGAUGAGGGCAUCGGCAUUGUUGAUCCAGGCCUUUGUGAGAGGGUGGAAGGCUCGCAAGAAUUAUCGAAAAUACUUCCGGUCAGGGGCAGCCCUCACCUUGGCAAAUUUCAUCUACAGUAGCUUGGCACAGAAGUUCUUACUGGGGUUGAGGGAUAGUUUGCCGCCCCCCAAAGUCUUAGACAAAACAUGGCCAGCUGCUCCAUACAAGGGCUUCCGUGUGGUGAAUGAGGAACUCCAGAAACUUUACCACCAAUGGAAGUGCAAGAAAUUCCGGGACCGACUGUCCCCAAAGCAGGUAGAGAGCCUGAGGGAGAAGGUCUACGCCAGCGAACUGUUCAAGGGCAAAAAGGCAUCGUAUCCCUCGAGCGUCCCUGUCCCAUUCCACGGCGACUACAUUGGGUUGCAGGGGAACCCCAAGCUGCAGAAGCUGAAAGGUGGGGAGGAAGGACCGGUGCUGAUGGCAGAGACUGUGAGCAAAAUCAAUCGUGGCAACGGCAAGACUUCCUCCCGAGUUCUCCUCCUCACCAAGGGCCAUGUGAUUCUCGCAGACCCCAAGAAAUCUCAGACCAAAACUGUCAUUGGACUGGACAGUGUGGCAGGGGUGUCAGUGACCAGCUUGAAGGAUGGGCUUUUCAGCGUCCAUCUGAGUGAGAUCUCUUCAGUGGGCUCCAAGGGGGACUUCCUGCUGGUCAGUGAGCAUGUGGUGGAGCUGCUGACCAGGAUGUCUCGGGCUGUGCGGGAUGCUACGCAGAAGCAGUUGCCUAUUACAGUGACUGAGAAUUUCACAGUGAGGUUCAAGGAGGGUCGUGUGACUGUCAAGGUCAUCCAGGGCUCUUCUGGGGGCGGAACCGGCAAGCUCAGUUGCAAGAAGAAGGGGAGCCAGUGUCUGGAAGUGACCGUCUCAUGAGGGACUUCUUCCUCCUGGACCAGCACGAACCCCUGAAGAGUGCCUUUCCUUCCAUGGCUGGCCAGCCCCCUCCGCCACGCUGG